CGGGUGGAUCAGGUCAGACCGGGUGGAUCUUUCGGCUUUUCGACGAGAAUGCAAAAGAAAUGUCCGCAACGGCCAACAAGCAAAGCUCUCUGACAAUACGAUACGGGUAGCUCCCCUUUUGUCUUUUAUAUCCUAAAACAACCACAACUAACUACUGUAUCUAAUUACAGUCACAAUGGCAGUCCCCAGUGCCACCACUCUUCCAAGAGGCGCAGCACCCUUGCGGGGCAAGAAGAAAGUUCGCUACGACAUUGUGGUGGGGCUGGUCCUGUUGGCCAUGGUAUCGGUCACCUACUCGAUUGUGAAACCGACCCUGCAUAUCGUGAAGGAACAGCAAGUUGCCGAACAGCCACUUCAAAAGAUUAUUGAUAAUAAACCCGUGGAAACGGUGGAUUCCGAGUUGCUGGCGAAUGAACAACUGUUUUUGGAUACCAUCAAGAGCUGUAUCCCCGGUCAGGAGGCGAAACACCAAAAGUGCGGGACAUAUAUACCUCCCGACAAUGGCGACAAACAGCGCAUUGCCGUGAUUGCGCCUCCGGGACAAAUGAGCGAGAUGUUGUGGCAUUGGAUCGAUAAGGUUCGAAAGAAACAUCAAAAGGCACUGGACAAGAUACCCAUGGAAUUCAUUCGUACCAGUCAUGUUCCACCCUACGGAUACGGCAAAACGCACGGACUCUCCAAAAUCAUCCGUCUGGUACCGCGACCGCUCGUCAUGGGGGUGGCCGAUGCACUUCAACAAAUCAUUGUCGAUGGAGAACAAAAUCAUCAUCACCAAGAAGGAGAGCAACCCCUCGCAUUACAUCAGCAGGAUAUCACACUCAACGACCUCAAGGCGGUACUACGACAAUUGAUGCGAUUUCACUGUCGUCUCAGCAAAGUGGCGGCUCAUACCGCCAUUUUCUCGGUCAACUUGAACGAUUUUAUGGAUAACAUUGAUGAAGCCACACAAAAACUAUACGAUUUUCUAAAGCAUUCACCCGACAAAAAAGUAUCCGAACAGGACGAAUUGGAUGAUAUGAUGCAACAAAUGGGCGCCAUGGAUGGAGGAAUGGACGAUGUGGGAAUGCUAUCUUCCGAAUUGGGUUUUGUCUCCAAAAUUCUGACACGCAUUCAAGCCGAAUCAUCGCAAUCGCAACUCAAGGUCCUAACAGUCUUGGAUGAGGUGUUGAGAGACGAAAUGUGGAAGACCAAAAAUAUGACCACGUGGCCUUGUGAAAGCUUCUUCUCGGUGGGGGAAGCCAAUGCACGGACCGAGUUGAGUCUCUUUGCCACCAAGAUUGGUCGAGGCUUUGCCCCCAAUUGUUCGGCUCCCUUUGCACAGUGCUGGGUCGACCGAGACAAGUGCGAAGCUGAGGGAGAUGGUGUUUGCAAAGGCAAAAAGUAAAAAACAGAAGAACUGCACUGGUAUGGGUGGCUUGUUCGAACAAAAGCGACAAUAACAAAAAGUUGGCAGGAGGGCAAACGACUUAGCAGAAAGGAAAACCACAUCCGGAGCGAGGAAGAACCUGCGACAACAGUUCCUGUGUGCAGGAAACAUGGAUGGCUCAUAUUUAUGGUCACACACAAAGAUCCAGGUAGCCAAAAGCCAUGCGGGAGCACCUUGAUGAGUGACAAUCAGCGAUACAACCAGUCACCGCAACGGCCAGACCCAGCCUGUUGCUUAGACUACUCCCUUCGACCAUGGCUUCAACUAGCGUCUUCCUUUCUGUACUGUAAGAGCGGGAAAUUAUUCCCAAUCACCAUCCCUACUUUUUGCAACAGAGGAACACCGGUACAAGAUAAAACAAAGAAAUAAUACUCUAUAGUACUGUUACUGUAGUAGGAUUGUC
This is a messenger RNA of Seminavis robusta, 1829 nucleotides long. Lineage: Eukaryota; Bacillariophyta; Bacillariophyceae; Naviculales; Naviculaceae. The record is from the annotation of a GenBank genome assembly.